Messenger RNA from Arabis nemorensis, 2979 nucleotides. The record is from the annotation of a GenBank genome assembly. Lineage: Eukaryota; Viridiplantae; Streptophyta; Magnoliopsida; Brassicales; Brassicaceae.
AUGGAAGAUCCGGAGACGCUGGGCAAAAGAAAAGUAGAGGAGAAGUCAGAGCUUUCUGAUGCGAACCCUACGCCAGAACCGACGACGAAGCGUAGGAACAGCCAGAAACGGGCGUGUGUACAUGAAGUUGCUGUUCCGAAUGGUUUUACACCAACAAAAGAGGAGUCGAUUCAUGGGACUCUUGAUAAUCCCGUCUUCAAUGGCGAUAUGGCCAAAACGUACCCUUUUCAGCUCGACCCUUUUCAGAGUGUCUCUGUAGCUUGCUUAGAGAGAAAAGAAUCGAUUUUGGUUUCUGCCCACACUUCCGCAGGUAAAACCGCAGUUGCAGAGUAUGCUAUUGCAAUGGCGUUUCGAGAUAAGCAGAGGGUUAUAUAUACUUCCCCCUUGAAAGCCUUGAGUAAUCAGAAGUACAGAGAGUUGCAGCAUGAGUUUCAGGAUGUUGGUUUGAUGACUGGUGAUGUCACUCUCUCACCUAAUGCUAGUUGUUUGGUUAUGACUACAGAGAUCCUCAGAGCGAUGCUUUACAGAGGAUCCGAGGUUUUAAAGGAGGUUGCUUGGGUUAUUUUUGAUGAAAUUCAUUACAUGAAAGAUAGGGAAAGAGGGGUUGUUUGGGAAGAGAGUAUCAUUUUCUUGCCACCUGCUAUUAAGAUGGUUUUUCUUUCUGCUACAAUGUCCAAUGCUACUGAGUUUGCUGAAUGGAUUUGCUAUAUCCACAAGCAGCCGUGUCAUGUUGUGUACACGGAUUUCAGGCCAACACCUCUGCAGCAUUAUGCUUUUCCUGUGGGUGGCAGUGGACUGUACCUUGUGGUCGAUGACAAUGAGAACUUUCGGGAGGAUAAUUUCGUUAAGAUGCAGGAUACUUUCCCAAAACCGAAAUCUGUUGACGGAAAGAAGAGUGCAAAUGGCAAAUCAGGUGGUAGGGGUGCUAAAGGUGGUGGUGGCGGCUCUGGUGAUUCCGAUGUUUACAAAAUUGUAAAGAUGAUCAUGGAAAGAAAAUUUGAACCAGUCAUAAUCUUCAGCUUCAGUAGAAGAGAGUGUGAACAGCAUGCAUUGUCAAUGUCAAAACUUGAUUUCAAUACAGAAGAAGAGAAGGAGGUUGUGGAACAGGUGUUCAGUAAUGCUAUUCAGUGUUUGAAUGAGGAGGAUAGAUCUUUACCUGCCAUUGAACUGAUGUUGCCACUGCUCCAACGUGGUAUUGCUGUCCACCAUUCUGGUCUUCUUCCUGUCAUCAAGGAAUUAGUGGAACUUCUUUUUCAGGAAGGACUUGUAAAAGCGCUGUUCGCCACAGAAACUUUUGCUAUGGGUUUGAACAUGCCCGCAAAAACUGUAGUGUUUACUUCUGUUAAGAAGUGGGACGGUGACAGCCAUCGUUACAUUGGGUCUGGUGAAUAUAUCCAGAUGAGCGGCAGAGCUGGACGUCGUGGCAAGGACGAACGUGGCAUCUGCAUUAUUAUGAUUGAUGAACAGAUGGAGUUGAAUACACUCAGGGACAUGAUGUUGGGCAAACCAGCCCCUCUGCUUAGUACUUUUAGGUUAAGUUACUACACAAUUUUGAAUUUAUUGAGUCGUGCGGAAGGACAAUUUACAGCUGAGCAUGUGAUAAAGCACUCGUUCCACCAAUUCCAGUAUGAAAAGGCUUUACCGAAUAUUGAGAAUAAGGUGUCUAAACUUGAAGAGGAAGCUGCCAUCCUUGAUGCUUCUGGAGAGGCGGACGUUGCUGAGUACCAUAGGCUAAAACUUGACAUAGCUCAACUUGAAAAGAAACUUAUGUCAGAAAUAAUAAGGCCAGAAAGGGUUCUUUGUUUUCUUGAUACUGGUCGGCUGGUUAAGAUACGAGAAAGUGGAACAGACUGGGGUUGGGGAGUUGUAGUUAAUGUUGUGAAACAAUCUUCAGUUGGAACUGGUUCCGCAUCUUCACAUGGUGGCGGAUAUAUUGUGGAUACUCUACUUCAUUGCUCCUCUGGUUUUAGCGAGAAUGGUGCCAAGCCAAAGCCAUGUCCUCCCCGUCCUGGGGAAAAGGGUGAGAUGCAUGUGGUUCCUGUACAGCUACCCUUAAUUUCUGCUAUGAGCAGACUAAGGAUAUCAGUUCCUUCUGAUCUUCGGCCACUAGAAUCAAGACAAAGCAUACUACUCGCAGUACAGGAGUUGUCAAGUCGCUUCCCUUUAGGGUUCCCAAAACUCCAUCCAGUCAAGGACAUGAAUAUUCAAGAUACAGGGAUAGUGGAUCUGGUCAGCCAAAUCGAAGAAGUUGAGCAGAAGUUACUUGCUCAUCCGACGCACAAGUCUCAAGAUGAUCAACAAAUUAAGAGUUUCCAAAGGAAAGCGGAGUUGAAUUAUGAAGUUCAACAGCUCAAAUCAAAAAUGCGUGAUUCUCAGCUCCAAAAGUUUCGAGAUGAGCUUAGAAACCGUUCUCGGGUGUUAAAGAAACUUGGACACAUUGAUGCGGAUGGUGUUGUCCAGUUAAAGGGACGAGCUGCCUGCUUGAUAGACACAGGGGAUGAAUUGCUUGUCACUGAACUGAUGUUUAAUGGUACUUUUAAUGAUCUGGAUCAUCACCAAGUAGCAGCCCUUGCAAGCUGUUUCAUUCCCGUAGAUAAAUCAAAUGAACAGGUAAAUUUAAGAAAUGAACUUACUAAACCCUUGCAGCAGCUCCAAGAUAGUGCACGAAAAAUUGCAGAGAUACAACAUGAAUGCAAACUUGAAAUUAACGUUGAAGAGUAUGUAGAAUCCACUAUAAGGCCUUACCUGAUGGACGUUAUCUACUCUUGGUCAAAGGGGGCGACCUUUGCAGAGAUUAUACAAAUGACUGACAUAUUCGAGGGUAGUAUCAUUAGGAGCGCUAGAAGGCUCGACGAGUUUCUGAACCAGCUUCGAGCUGCAGCAGAUGCAGUUGGAGAAAGCAGUUUGGAAAGCAAGUUUGCAGCUGCUAGCGAGAGCUUGCGGCGAGGUAUUAUGUUUGCAAAUUCGCUUUACUUGUAA